Messenger RNA from Pelagomonas calceolata, 854 nucleotides. Lineage: Eukaryota; Pelagophyceae; Pelagomonadales; Pelagomonadaceae. The record is from the annotation of a GenBank genome assembly.
CCCAAACAAAGGCUGCCGCUUAACGCCGCCGGGGCUGCCCCCACCUAAACAAAUGGCGGACUUGGAAGAAGCAGUCAUAGAGAAAGGAACGGAAGUUAUUAAUUUCCUGCGCGAGGAAUGUCGAAUCCCCGACGAGCAAUGUGAACAACUCGAGGCCCUUAUCACCAACACGGAAGACGCGAAAGGAUGGUCCCCCGACGGUAGAGAAUUAAUGGAGCGCGUCGAGGACGUGGCCAAGUGCCAGCCCUACAUGCCCCACGAUAAGUACGCGGAGAUGUUGGUAAUAGGCUGGAGCGCGGCUUUGGACCUCAUGAAGCACCAGCGGAAGAUGGCCUUCAAGAAGGUCAGGACGUUGCAGGAGGACGCGAAGUGCCCCGCCGAGCUCAUGGACGCGGCCUAUCGCACGCGAGAUGAACUGGAUCUAGGCUGCGCCAAGGCGAACAUUCGAUUUUGUGAAGCGCGGUUCCUGGUGGAGGUGCUCCAGGAGAACCCCAUGCCGCCCAUCGAAGAAUUGAGGAAGAAGGUCGACGAGGACUGGGCCGCGGGCACGAUCGGGCCGCCCAACACCGACGGCUUCGACGACGAGGGGCGGCACGUGGCGGAGGGUGCGGAGCGGUGCGUGAAUCAAAGCGUGGCGGCGCGACGCCAGCUCGGCGGCGUGGCGGUGGGGUCUCUCACAGACACCCGACUCACUGGUCGAUUUCCACACAGGUGAGGAGGGCGCGAAGGACGAGUCCAAGGGCGAGUCCAAGGACGAGUCCAAGGAGGGCGCCGAGUAAUACUUUCCUAGGACUUAAGCGAGAGAGAGAGCGAGCGGGCGGACGUUUCUUUUUUUUUUCGUAGCGACUGGCGUG